Spinacia oleracea (spinach) is the source of this 2604-nucleotide messenger RNA. RefSeq lists its product as uncharacterized. Gene Ontology annotation, biological process: protein transport. The transcript is spliced from 6 exons. NCBI's taxonomy places the organism in Eukaryota, Viridiplantae, Streptophyta, Magnoliopsida, Caryophyllales, Amaranthaceae. Bases 297 to 2240 code for a protein of 647 amino acids. The record is from RefSeq and is a predicted model, not a curated record.
AGGGCAAAUGUGGAAACUCAGAAAACAAAAUGAAUAAGCUGGAUUAGUAAACGCGAAUUCUCUUACCUCUUGUAUUUCAAACGCCGAAAAGCGUCACUACUGACUCUAUUGUCUUCCAACCAAACAAUUGAGAGAAAGCGAGUGAGGAGAGAGAAAAAUACAACAGUUGGUGAUGCACUAAUGCCAUUGCUUCCAUUUUCGAACUUCAUUCCCUUCUACAAUCGCCAUUGUUAACUCCCUUUUCUCUCUCCAACUCAAUCCAAAUCGUUGAACGAAAGCGAUCGGAAGUAGCUAAGAUGUUAGACGGAUUGCUCGGAAAAAGUGGAUUCUACUCCAAAUGUAAAUCGUUGAUUAAGCAGACGAGAACUCGAAUUGAAGUUGUGCGUCGGAAGCGAAAUGCGACGCAAAAGUUUCUGAGGAAAGACAUUGCUGAUCUAUUGGCUAAUGGCCUCGAGAAGAAUGCUUACGGAAGAGCAGAUGGAUUGAUUUCGGAGCUGAUUCUUUCUUCGUGCUAUGAGUUUAUUGAUCAUGUUUGUGAAAUUAUUUUGAAGCACCUUCCAGUUCUUCAAAAACUAAGGGAAUGCCCCGAGGACUGCAGGGAGGCUGUAGCUUCUGUAAUGUUUGCUGCUGCCAGGUUUUCGGAUUUACCCGAGCUUCGUGAACUCAGAGAUUUGUUCCAGGGACGAUAUGGAAGCUCUGUGGAGUACUAUGUAAACCAAAAGCUUGUGGAGAACAUAACUCCUAAACCACCGUCUAUGGAGAAAAACAUCAAAUUAUUGGAAGAAAUAGCAUCCGAAUUUACAUUAAGAUGGGACAGUAGAGGAUUCGAAGAGAGGAUGGCUAGUUCUUCCAUGACUGAGCAGAAGCACCAGCGAAUUCCUGAGACUCCCCAGGCUGCUCAGGUAAAAGUUUCAGCACCUUUAGCUAAAGAAGCUUUCCAUAGGACAGUCAAAGAUGAAGUUUUGCCGAAGAAAAAGAGUGAAGCUACUCCUAGUAGAGAACGACAAGUUGAUGACAGACAUCAAAUGGAAAGCAGGAGAGACUGUAUUCUUGAGAGAAAAGAUGAAUUAAAGUAUAAUGUUUCUAAAGCACCAGAACUCACCAAUCACAGAUACAAGCCGCCUUCUUAUAGGGAAGACAGUAUUCAGAAAAGAGAGGACCACGACAAUUAUCUUCAAGGAAAAGGACAGAAGGCUGAUAGACGUGUUUAUGAGGAUAACAGUGCUAAAGAAGCCAUUCAGGUUGGCAAUUCAUCUCAUGGGAAGCGAUUGGAGUCUGUUCAUAGCCAACACAAGCUGGAUAGACAUAGACAGGAUAACGUGUCAGAAAGCGAUGUCUGUAACACCUUGUCCCAACGAAAACCCGAUCAACGACCAGCCAGUAAUGGAAUAAGUUCCCCAUCUUCCAUGAGUGAUGUACCUGCUGAAAACAUUCAUGUAAAAUCCAUGAGAAAGAAGCAAGAAGAUGAAGUAGAUGGGUUAAAGUCUAAUUUCAGGGGUGGUGUUCCUCCUCCAUAUGUUAAACCAAGAAAGAGCAAGCACAAGGUUGAUGCAGAAGAGAAUGAUACUUUAACCUUUUAUCCAACAGGCAGGCCAGAAAAGCCCCCAACAAAACCUGAUUUUCCUGAUGCCCAUGAAAAUUUGGAUAGCAUAGGACGAGUCACGGAAGUUUACUACAAAGAUGAAGCUGGUGUUGAUUCCACUCCUAGACGAAGAUCACAUAGGAGAAAAUAUUCGCGAUCAACAUCUUCUCAAGAUGGUAAAGUGAAGGGUGAGGUAGGAAAGGAAGAAAGGGUUCUGCGGCGAGUUUCAACAAGCAGGAGGAAACACGAAUCAAGAAAAGGUCUCCAGAUAGUGUUUGAUGAUGACCAUUACCGGAAGGAUGAUGAGGAGAGUAUGAUUGAUCAGCUGUUGCUACAUUACAGCAAGAAACCAUCUUCCAGUGAUCCUGGAAAUCCGAGGAGAGAGACUAAGAACAGAACAAGGGAUGUGAGCAAAUCUCCCGUUCAUAAAGCCAAAGUUGGCACUUAUGUGGGUGAAGAGGAUUUAACACCGAGGAGAGGGACGUCUAGAUCAAUGUCAUUUCCUCCUCGCCAAGUGACCCAGCCCGAGCCACAGAAGGUGUUUGCUCGUGCGGCUUCCUUUCAGCAAGAGAUCCCUGCAAAACAUGUCCACCCAAAGCUCCCUGACUAUGAUGAUUUAGCUGCAAGAUUUGCUGCCCUUAGAGCAAGUCAAGACUGAAGGCUCCAAUUUUUGGUAACAGUCUCAAAUCAUUCCUUGACCCACUCGUACUGUACUACCUGUCUGUUGCAUUCACUAAAGCAUUCCUGCCACAAGCUAAUGUAGGACGUCUGUGUUGAAUAAUCAAGGUCGAAAAAGGUUAUGAGAAUCAACCCAACACGGUGCAUUUGGUUACCUGGGAAUUGCAAUAUCAUUGUAUAAUAUUCAAGAGUAACACAUUGUUGACCACACAACUAUUAUACUUACUUAAUAUCUUGCCUGUAAAAUUGAUGUUAUCAUUUGCAAUUUUGCAUGUUACUAGAUGCAAGAAAAAUAGAACUCGUUAACACGGAUAAAGAUUUAUGAUCAAUAUUUUUUGAGGCCA